AUGGAUGUACUGACCCACCGGCUGUCCGCGUCUAAAAGACUAGCCUCAAUCCGCAACCCGAGGACGCGCCGUGUUGUGGUGGGUUUUAUUCAUUUGAGGAUUUGGUUCCCGGCUUUUCCCGGUGUAGUCAUGCUAGCUGAUCAAGAAUUGAUUUUAAUGUGUCGACCGCCGGAACCAACACUACUUCGGCACAAAGCUGCGGGGUUCGCCGGAACUUUCCCACAUGGAGCUCGAGUAUCCGGCGUAGUAGAAGAAACACCCGGUAGAUUGGAGUACGAAGUAGCACUUUACCGAGAAGCAACGACGAUUGGUUCAAAUGGAAAUAGUUCAGAAUCAAUAGACGAAGCAGUUCCAAUAGGUGCAAAAUUACAGCUGCGUGCGCGCAUUAGUCCAGAGAGUGCUUGGAGUUACAUAAAAUUGUUAGAAGUUACAGUAAGUCCUGAUCCUGAGCAACCUCACUUUCCUGGUAGUGUAAUUCUAGUGAAAGAUGGAUGUCGCAAUCGCGAAUUUGCUUCCAUUAUACCUCAUCAACCAUCUCGUUAUCAUGACCGUAAAAAUGAAGUGUUCAUAGAUUUUGAGGCUUUUUUAUUGAGCUCAAUGCGUGAUCGUUCCACGUUAUGGAUUCACUCUCAAAUCAAGGCCUGCAUGGAUUCUCAAGAUUGCCAACCGGAUUUUUGCCUUGAUCUAUUUGAACCUGCAGGUCACGGGAAACGGAAAAGGACGAUAAGAGAAAUUAAACAGUAUGUUGAUAAAUAUGGCCAAAAAUCAAGUCAAUUGAUUAAACUAUACAAUGAAUCAACCCCUACAACAAAUUUCAAGGAUAAUAUCGAAUACAGUGUAAUCAUGCAAGAUUAUUCGUACGAGCAUGUAAGGAGCAAUCUUGAAAAAAACUGUAGCAACUUUUUGUACAUAACAGUCGUUCUUGGAGUCUUAGUUUUUUUCUCAGUCUUAAUUAUUUUCUAUUUAGCAAGUCGAUUACAAAGUUUCUCCAAUUCGGCAUCCAUUCAGAACAACUUGACAGACAAUAUCACCAUGAAAAGCUCAAGCAAGUAUUAUAACGUGAUGCCCAUACCAGCCUAUACUGGUCGCUCAAUUCGUCAGUAG
Messenger RNA from Phymastichus coffea, 1104 nucleotides. RefSeq lists its product as uncharacterized. The transcript has 7 exons. The record is from RefSeq and is a predicted model, not a curated record. NCBI's taxonomy places the organism in Eukaryota, Metazoa, Arthropoda, Insecta, Hymenoptera, Eulophidae. Bases 1 to 1104 code for a protein of 367 amino acids.